AUGGCAGCUGAUAAUAGGCAAAGCAAUGGGAACCAUCAGUUCGAGUACCCCUCAGUUCGCCGAGCACUUGACCAUACUCUAUUGUCUUCGAAAGAAUACCAUGUUGUCAUAGUUGGUGCGUCGUACGCUGGCUUGUCGGCAGCCUUGACUUUAAUGACUUUGAAAGACGGCCAGCCUCUACCCCUCAGGGACUAUGGUGACUACUCACACCUGCAUGGGACCACUCAGGUGAAAAACCUGAGAAUUACCAUCAUUGACGAAAGAGACGGCUGCUUUCAUACUGUCGGCACACCACUGGCGCAUAUAUCGCCCGCGCAUACACAGCGUAUGUGGAGACAGUAUAAGAGAUUUCCCAAAUUACGCCGGCCGGACGUCAAAGUAAAGCAUGGGACAGUCACGACCAUCGACCCUAAUAACCGGAUUCUCACUUACAUCGACAAAUGCAACAACUUGGAAAGCCAGAAGCCCUAUGAUUAUCUGCUUGUUUCAACUGGUAUAAGACGCAAGUGGCCAGUUGCUCUGAGGGCCCAGAGCCUAAUUCCUCAUCCCAGGGAUGCAUCCAGCCAUGUAGAUGAUAUGGCGGCAGUUGAAAAGCUUGGUAUUGUAGUGAUCGGAGAUGGACCUGUGGGUAUCGAGUUUGCAGGAAGCCUCAAAGCAUACCACUCUAGUAUGCGCGUCACGCUGGUCCAUUCAUGGGACCGGUUACUAUCAAGUGAACCUCUACCGGAUAAGUUCAAGACACUUUCAUAUGAGCUUUUGCAGGGGGAGGGGGUCAGGGUGAUUCUCAACGAGCAUCCUUCAGUUGAAGCUCUCCCAGAUGGAACCUAUUAUGUGAAGUCCAAAAAUGGAGAUCAUAUACAUGCAGGUUUGGUUAUUAUUGCAACUUCACAAAGCAAGCCAUCAACGUCCUUUCUACCCAAGUCAUAUAUUAGCGGAAAUGGUUUCAUUAUGGUUGACUCAAAGCAAAUGGCGCUGACCUUGUUGGAACAGACUAAGGACUACCGUCGAAUUUUCGCAGCGGGGGAUAUAGUUGAGUGGCCAGAAAUCAAAUUAGGAUGCAGCGCAAUGAUCAUGGGAAGCGUGGCUGCCGCUAAUAUCUAUGCCUUGUUACUGACAGAAGAAGACCCGUCUCAGCCACUUGUGAUGGAGCGAUGUCCUCAACACCAGCCGAAAAUUGCUCUAUCAAUAGGUACCAAUGUUGUUAUCUAUGAUGGUAGUGGGAUUGGAAUCCAGCAUGGCAAAGACCUAGCUGAGCUAUCUUUUGGUUCUGACUUGAGUUAUUCACGAGUUCUGAGUGCUCUUGGGCUCGAAGAGUACGACGAAUAG
Messenger RNA from Aspergillus glaucus CBS 516.65, 1326 nucleotides. RefSeq names its product NAD(P)/FAD-dependent oxidoreductase. Gene Ontology annotation, molecular function: flavin adenine dinucleotide binding; electron-transferring-flavoprotein dehydrogenase activity. Lineage: Eukaryota; Fungi; Ascomycota; Eurotiomycetes; Eurotiales; Aspergillaceae. Gene Ontology annotation, cellular component: cytoplasm. The record is from RefSeq and is a predicted model, not a curated record. The coding region runs from base 1 to 1326 and encodes 441 amino acids. The transcript has 6 exons.